Messenger RNA from Dipodomys ordii (Ord's kangaroo rat), 2146 nucleotides. It is a transcript of the gene Dnaaf2, whose product is annotated as dynein, axonemal, assembly factor 2. The record is from RefSeq and is a predicted model, not a curated record. Gene Ontology annotation, cellular component: cytoplasm. Bases 1 to 1980 code for a protein of 659 amino acids. The transcript is spliced from 4 exons. Lineage: Eukaryota; Metazoa; Chordata; Mammalia; Rodentia; Heteromyidae.
AUGGCUACAAAAACAGCCUCCUCACCGCUGGAAAACCUGGACCUGAGCGGAGAGGAGGUGCAGAGGCUCACCUCCGCCUUCCAGGACCCCGAGUUCCGGCGCCUGUUCUCCGAGUAUGCCCAGGAGCUCACUAACCCCGAGAACCGGCGGCGCUACGAGGCGGAGGUGACGGCGCUGGAGCGUGAGCGCGGGGUGGAGGUGCGCUUCGUGCACCCCGAACCGGGCCACGUGUUGCGCACCAGCCUGGACGGGACGCGGCGCUGCUUCGUGAACGUGUGCAGCAACGCGCUGGUGGAGCAGCCCAGCCGCCGGCCGGGCCGGGAGGGCGGCGUGGGCUCCGCGCCCGGCACUCACUGGUCGCUGCCCUACAGCCUGGCGCCGGGCCGCCAGUACGCCGGGCGCCGUGGCACCGGCUACACCGUCUACGACGUGGUCUUCCACCCGGAUGCGCUGGCCCUGGCCCGGCGCCACCAGCGCUUCCGCGAGAUGCUGGACGCCACGGCCCUGGAGGCGGUGGAGAAGCAAUUCCACGUCCAGCUGGACCGCAGGAACGCCAGGACCCUGAAGAUGAAAUACAAGGGGACCCCCGAGGCCGCCGUGCUGCGCAGGCCCCUGCCGGGCGGCGCCCCCACCCAGCCCGAGGAGGAGGAGCCGGCCGGCCCGCUCCCGCCCUUCCCCGGACCGGAGGAGAGCUGCGCCGCAGACCCAGGUCGGAGUUCCAGCCCCGUCGGGGCCGCCGACGCCGAGAUCAGCAGCACCCCACGCUCCCCGGAGGUGGCGCCUGCGUCCGCGGCCGCCGGGCCGGAGGAGCGGGACUCGGGCCGGUACUCGGUGUCGCCUCCCGGAGCGGGGAGCUCACCGGGGGACGGAGGCGGAGGCUCCCCUCCCGGUGCACCUCCGGAUCCCGACUGGGAGUCUCCCCUAGUGGGCGGGGACGCGCGCGGAGAUCACAUCACCGAGGCGCGCGAGGAAGCGGAGGGGCCGGGAGGCGAACCCUCAGACCCAGCCAUGGGCGGCCCGGGCACCCCAAGCGGCACCCCUCGGUGUCCGCCUGUGCAGUGUCAUCAAGAUGAAGAUUGCUUGACUCUGUUAGUCCGCGUGCCUCGGAUUCAGCCGCAGAGUCUGCGCGGGGAGCUGACUCCUCUCCACUAUAAACUGUGCUUCUCCACGCCAGACUCCGUUUAUUCCUUCCUUUUGCAAUUUGCUCUAGGCAAUAAGUUGAGUCCCGAAGAACCCGCGGUUAGCCUUUCUUCAGACAACGCGGUCAUAGUGUUGGCCAAGUCUCCAGACAGCCGUGGAUACUGGCGAGAGUGGUAUUGGGGUUUAAACGACGCUUCUUUGGAGGAAAGGUUGUUUGUCAGUGAAGAAAAUGUUGAUGAGUUUCUUGAAGAGGUCUUGAGCUCUCCAUCGAAACAGGCAACUUCCCGAACCCCACCUUUAAUUGAAGUACUUAAUGUUACUGAUGAAAAGAUUGAAAUUCAUGCAAAGUUGCUAGAAUGUAGUAAUCCUGAUCAGUUUCAAGAAAAGGAAAGAAGCCUCAGUGAAGGAGGUCAUCUAACUGAAAAAGACAACCUGGAACAUCUUACAACUGAUUCUGAUUCAUCUGUAGCACUUAAAGAACUAAAAAUAGAUACUUGUGAUUUAGUAACAGGCUUGGAACCAGGAUCUCUUAAUGAUUCUCAGAUACUAUUGGAAAAAUGUAAGCAACCCAAGGCAAACAUGGAACCUGAAUUUACAAAAGAAAAAAGUGCUACUUACUCAAAUGAGGAAAAAGACAAUUUAGAAGUGAUAACUAAAGAAAAAGAAUUCAGUGGAGAUCAGUUAUCUUCAUUGCUGAGCGGAACAGUAGUUCACAAGAUACCUGAUGUUGAUAGCAUCAAAGAAACCAACAUGCAGGAUGGCAGUGUGGAGAUUAUUAAAGAUCAUGUGACACACUGUGCUUUUAGCUUUCAGAAUUCUUUGCUAUAUGACUUGGAUUAAUACUAUUUAGGAAUAUAAAUGUUAAGAGUAAAUUUUUUUAACCUAAAAUAACUUCUUUGUGUUAACUAUGCAGACUAAAACAUGUAGUUAUAUCAUCUGUAUAUAUGGACAUGUGUUGGAAUUUCAUACUUUUGUUUACCAUUUAAUAAAAGUUUCAAAAUAUUCA